AUGGGCUUAGGCGCUCAGGCGACGGUGCGCACAGGCGGCAAGGGCACCGCGCGCCGCACCAAGCUGUCCAAGCACGCCAGCAACGGUGCGGACGACAAGCAGCUGCAGGCUCAGCUGAAGCGACUGGGCGUGAACAACAUCCCCGGCAUCGAAGAGGUGAACAUGUUCAAGGACGACGGCCAGGUGCUCCACUUUGCGUCGCCCAAGGUGCAAGCCUCCGUGGGCGCCAACACCUACGUAAUCAGCGGCCACGCCGAGCUCAAGAAGCUCGAGGAGUUGCUUCCGGGCGUCAUCAACCAGAUUGGCGCCGAGAACCUGAUGAACCUGAAGCGCAUCGCCGAGGGCUUCGCGGGAGGUGCAGACACCAAGAAGGACGAGGACAUCCCAGACAUCGGCGAGAAUUUCGAGGAAGUCAGCAAGCAGUGA
This is a messenger RNA of Effrenium voratum, 426 nucleotides long. The record is from the annotation of a GenBank genome assembly. NCBI's taxonomy places the organism in Eukaryota, Dinophyceae, Suessiales, Symbiodiniaceae.